UCUCUCAUCGAAUGUCAGUAUGACAGACGGUGAUUUGUUAACACAAGUUUUCCAAAGGGUUUGUGACAUUGAUUGCUCCAAUGGCGAUAUAUUCCAUACGCAGCAAACAGUCGCAAAGUCGGAGGAGUGUUUGGUGAAUUUUGCCUAAAUUUUUACAAUAGUUCAAGAAAAGGCGACUUCAAUUGGCAAAAUGACGACCAAUCGGCUGACAUAGUGCAUUUGAAAAACGAAGAGUAAUGAAAGUUCAGCAUUUAAUAUUGUCGGGCAGUGGAUUAAACUGUAUAAACCAAGAAAGCUGUACACACCAAAUAGGAUUAUUGACCAGGCGUACUAUAUGCUCCUUCUGCUAUAGGUCUCAAGCCACACUUGAAAAAUGGCUCUGAAUGGAUUUCUGGAGUUUUUCCAGAAAGGCAAGACAUUUCGACCAAAGAAACGAUUCACUGCCGGAACUAUUCGAUAUUCCUUGCAUAAGCAGGCUCAGGCCAGCUUGGAAUCAGGUAUCAAUCUACGGCAGGUGGUAAAACUUCCGCCCGGUGAGAAUAUGAAUGAUUGGAUGGCAGUGCAUGUUGUAGACUUUUUCAAUCGGAUCAAUCUUAUUUAUGGGACGGUAUCUGAAUAUUGUAACGAAACUGUUUGUCCGACUAUGUCAGGUGGAUCGAGAUAUGAAUACCUUUGGGCGGACGGUGAAACAUUCAAAAAGCCAACCCCCCUCCCAGCGCCCAGAUACAUAGAGCUAUUAAUGGAUUGGAUUGAAUCUCAGAUAAAUAAUGAGGCUGUGUUUCCCGUAUCAACAGACGUCCCCUUUCCCAAGAGUUUCUUACCGUUGUGCCGUAAGAUUCUCACUAGGCUUUUUCGAGUAUUUGUCCAUGUCUACAUCCAUCAUUUCGAUCGAAUUGUCAAUAUAGGAGCGGAAGCCCACGUGAAUACAUGCUACAAACAUUUCUACUAUUUUGUCCAAGAAUUCGAUCUGAUUUCACCGAAGGAGCUUGAACCUUUGGCAGAAAUGUCAUCUCGCGUUUGCACAGCAACAUAACUGUGGAAGUUUGGAAGAAAGCAUUUCUUAUCAGGAACCAGACUUAAACAUCUGCUUGGAUCUUUAUUUUAUUCCUCUUUAGUUUAAUCAAUCAGUGUUAAUUUCGAAUAUGCAUGUAAAUAUACGAAAUAUUUAAAAAUCGUCUUCAA
Hermetia illucens (black soldier fly) is the source of this 1182-nucleotide messenger RNA. It is a transcript of the gene Mob3, whose product is annotated as MOB kinase activator-like 3. Gene Ontology annotation, cellular component: cytoplasm; nucleus. Gene Ontology annotation, biological process: positive regulation of protein phosphorylation; signal transduction. The record is from RefSeq and is a predicted model, not a curated record. Gene Ontology annotation, molecular function: protein kinase activator activity. The transcript has 6 exons. The coding region runs from base 374 to 1033 and encodes 219 amino acids. NCBI's taxonomy places the organism in Eukaryota, Metazoa, Arthropoda, Insecta, Diptera, Stratiomyidae.